This is a messenger RNA of Euleptes europaea (tarantolino), 708 nucleotides long. RefSeq names its product N-methylpurine DNA glycosylase (gene MPG). The transcript has 3 exons. Lineage: Eukaryota; Metazoa; Chordata; Lepidosauria; Squamata; Sphaerodactylidae. The coding region runs from base 1 to 708 and encodes 235 amino acids. Gene Ontology annotation, biological process: base-excision repair. Gene Ontology annotation, molecular function: DNA binding; alkylbase DNA N-glycosylase activity. The record is from RefSeq and is a predicted model, not a curated record.
AUGGCGGGGGCGCCGCAGCGCCGGGAGGGCCGCCUGGGGGGCGCCUUCUUCUGCCGGCCCUGCGUCGCCCUGGCCCGCGCCCUGCUGGGACAGGUGCUGGUGCGGCGCCUCCCGGACGGGCGGGAGCUGCGGGGGCGCAUCGUGGAGACGGAGGCGUACCUGGGGGGCGACGACACCGCCUCCCACUCGCGGGGCGGCCGGCGGACGGCCCGCAACGCCGCCAUGUUCAUGCAGCCCGGCACCCUCUACGUCUACCAGGUCUACGGCCUCUACUUCUGCCUCAACAUCUCCAGCCAGGGGGAAGGGGCGGCCGUCCUGCUGCGCUCCCUGGAGCCCCUGCAAGGCCUGGAGGCCAUGCGCCAGCUGCGCCAGGCCCAGCGCAAAAGCCCCGCCAAGCCCCCCAAGGACUGGCAGCUCUGCAACGGGCCCUCCAAGCUGUGCCAGGCCCUGGCCAUCGACAAGGCCUUCGACCAGGAGGACCUGGCCAGCGCCCCGGGCCUGUGGCUGGAGCCCGGCCCGGAAGCCCCCGCGCGAGACGCCCUCGUCUGCAGCACCCGCAUUGGCAUCAGCGGCGACUGGGCCCACAAGCCACUGCGCUUCUACCUGCGGGGCAGCAAGUGCGUGAGCGUGGCCGACAAGGCGGCGGAGCAGGCCUCGGGGCAGGCGGCAGAAGCGCCUGGGGGCGCAGGCCCUUGGAGCGCCACCUGA